Hyla sarda is the source of this 1831-nucleotide messenger RNA. RefSeq names its product cilia and flagella associated protein 45 (gene CFAP45). The coding region runs from base 91 to 1728 and encodes 545 amino acids. The transcript is spliced from 12 exons. Lineage: Eukaryota; Metazoa; Chordata; Amphibia; Anura; Hylidae. The record is from RefSeq and is a predicted model, not a curated record.
GGAGACCGCUUCAAGCACCGGAAGUAGCGGUUCCCCUGACAACUGGUUCACAUCAAGCGCAGUAAAGACUGGAGCUGAGCGAACACAAACAUGCCAGAAAGUGUUGUGGGGUCAGUCAGCUCUGGCUCUAAUGGCUCCCACCGCUCGAAAGCCUGGAAGUACCGCACCAAGGCCCUGAGCUCAGAGAUCGAUGAGAGUCUGUUUGGAGUGAAGCAACAACCAAGAAAUGAUGAUCCGAUUGUGCAGAAGGCUGAAACUGGACGUCGUAAAGCUGUAUCAGCACCAACACGGGGUCACAAGCCCGAGACCAUCCGGAUCAUCACUAGUGACCUAAUCCGUGACCUUAUUGUACCCUCUGAGGACCCCUCCGGCCUGUCCUUAAUCAUGACCUACCAGGAUUUUAGGCGCAUCAAGGAAAAAGCACGGGUCCUGACCAAGGAGGAACGAGAGAAGGCUAUGCAGACUUUAAAAGAGGAAAAAGAGGCUGCCAUUGAAGCAGCUAGUGAACGAAAGAACUUCAUGAAACAGAAGGAGAUGCUUCGUCAGAAGAACGAGAAGCUGAGUGACCUGGAGGAAGAGGCCCAGCAGAGGGCGCAAUACCUCCUUCAGAGGGCCAACACUAUGCGCAUGGAACAGGAGGAUGAAAUAAAGAAAAUGAAUGAGAUGAUUUUACAUGCUAAGUGCCACGCCAUCCGUGACGCCCAAAUUCUAGAAAAAAAUCUCAUCUCUAAGGAGCUGGAAGUAGAGGAUGAGAGACUAGACCAGAUGAUGGAGGUGGAACGGCAAAAAGCCAUCAAGAUGCAGGAGGAGAUUGAGGAGAAGCGGAAGAUAGAAAAAAUCAGAGGUAAACUCCACAUCAUUAAACAGAUGGAGGAAAAUGAGCAUUCAAGGAUUUUGGAAGAAGAACAGAGAGACCAAGAAGCUCAGCAGAUGCUUCAGUAUCUAGAGGAGCUUCAGAUGGAGGAUUACAAGGAUAUGGAUAAGAAGAAACAAGAACAACUAGAAAUCCAGGCAGAGAUCAAACGUAUCAACGCUGAGAAUGAGAGGAAGAAAAGAGAGAGGAAGGAGCAGGAGCAGCUGGCAGACCUACGCGUGCUGGAAUACACCAAGCAGAAACUGGCUCGAGAAGCAGAAUAUGAGGCGGAGCAGGAGAAAAUUAAGAAGGAGAAAGAAAAGGAAGUUGCCCGCCUCCGAGCGCUGCAGGAAAGAGCCAGGGACCACCGCGCAGAGCAGGAUGCUCUUCGGGCCAAGAGAAACCAAGAAGCCAUGGAGAGAUCCUGGCGUCAGAAAGAAAAGGAAGAAGCAUUGAAGCAAACAGAGAUGAACGCUACUUUGAAGAAGACUCGGCUGGAGCAGGUGGCUCAGAAGGAGCACUUCUUGGCCGUGCAGGCCCAGAGGGAUCGGGCAGAAUUUGAAAGGGUUUUACGAGUCCAACGAGAACUGAUGGAGAAAGACCGCAAAGAGCAGGAGCAAAAGGUUCAUGAGGUGGGGAAACAUGCAGGAGAACUGAGGCGUCAGGUGCGGGAGAAUGAGCAGAAGCAAGUCCUAGAUCGUAUCUCCCACUUUGAGGAGGGGAAGAGGCUGGAUGAGGAGGCCCGACAACGCAGGGCACGCCUGGAUGAACUGAAACAGAAGAAGUUGGAGGAGCUGAGAAUGGCUGGACUCCCUGACAAGUACUGCUCAAUGGUUGCCCGAAAAACUGACGCUCCUCUCACCACUGUCCACUAAGGAGCACGGAUCCCCAGACUGGCCAGAAGUGUGUCAAUAGUCAUUAGAGUCUUUCCCUUUUUGUCUGUUUUUGACAAACAAUACACACAUUUAUCUGAUUAUG